GUCACUCAACAUUUUGAAGCUUCCGCAAUUGUGUUUUGCCGGUAGAAUCAUAGAUCGAUCAUCAUUGUUUCAAGUACAAGUACCGGUGCUGCUCCAUCAUGUCAUUUUCAGUGCGAGGCCCCCAGAAGAUUCGACACUCCCGAAUCUCCCACACAAUCGCCACCACUUGCAUGCUCCUUUCGACGGCUCCGGUUGCCAGUAGUCUUAUCAAUAUUGCCAGCAGUCCAAUAAUGAUGAUGACAACAACACCUCGUGGCAAAGCGUUUGCCGAUGCACUGCCACCGUUGAAACCCUUUCAUCGUCGCGUCUUUUUACUGCGCCAUGGUCAAACCGAUUGGAACUCGGCGGGAAAGAUGCAGGGUGGUGGAUUUGACAUUCCACUCAACUCCCAUGGUCAACAACAAGCCGCGGCCGUCGCCAACGAACUGUCUGGAAUUUCCAUGGGUGCCGUGGCAUCGUCGCAUCUCCAACGAGCGCUCCAAACAGCCCAUCAUAUCGAUACAACUGCAACAACAACAACAAGUAGUGAGCAGCAGCGCCAUUAUGUGGAUGCGAGACUGGGAGAAAUGCGAUUUGGAGACUUUGAAGGGACUGUCAUUCAUGGACCGAAUGCCCAACCGGACCAUCAGGAACGAUUUCGGCAGAUGCAACUCGCCAUGAAACAGAAUGUUCACUUAAAGUGGCCAGGUGCCGACGCGGAAUGCACUUGGGAUGUCGCUCAACGAGGACAAGCGGCCGUGGACGCCUUGCUGGAUCGACAACACGAGCCGUGUUUGGCCGUGGUGGCACAUGGACGAUUCAACAAAAUCCUACUCGCCAAGCUCUUGUGGAACGAUCCCAGUCGCUAUGUGGAGAUUGAACAAGGCAAUACAUGCAUCAAUGUCAUUGACUACAAUGAACAAGAGGAGACGUGGAAGGCUGUACUGUUGAAUUAUUCCAAACAUGCACCUAACGCCAAUGCCAAAAAAGAACUGAGGCGACAACAAGAAGAACUACAGAAACUCCAAGAGCAACAGCAACAACCAAUGGAGCAGUUGAAUGUCACAAGCACUGCCCACUAGACAGCUAGCUGAAAACAGUUAGUUUCAUGGACCUUUUUGCAGCCCUAUUUAUGUUCUCGACAUUCAAACCUGUUCGUCACUGCAGUACAGCUUGAACAGCUCUAGCUAGCACAAUCCACUUCAACCAAUACAACCCAUGGAGCUAAACUCUUUCCAAGGUCCAAUGAGUGGGUGCACUCGGCAAUUGAGCUGCCUGGUGCCACAAUAGAAGGGUUCUACUACGAAGAAUAAGAACAAGAAUCAUUGUACGUGCAGCAAUGAAAUGCCACCAGUGAAGUGGGAGAGGUUACAAUUUGUAGCCUUUCUCUUCUAACAAACAUGCAGCAGAGAGAGAAUCUAUUCGGACAAGUCUCUCACGAGAUCCUACGAAGACUCUCUUGUAGCCAUGCUUUGACAGGAAGGUCAUGCCAAGCUCGGGGAGAAAGCCUUCGUGCUGGUCCUUGAAAGUUGAGCCCAGGGCAACAGGGAGUAGUUGCCCAGAGAUGUCGCAAAGGCACGGGCUUCAUCCAUGGACAGAACAACCCCAAGAGUCCGAUUUCAAAACUUGGUUGACACUUUAGCUAGCUAUUAGCGUAGCGAUACCGGUAGUCGAGCGGAGUCAACGCGAUAAUAGAUUAUGUAGUAGAUAAGAUAAUGUGUACGGUACUAGUAGCUAAAGC
This is a messenger RNA of Seminavis robusta, 1720 nucleotides long. The record is from the annotation of a GenBank genome assembly. Lineage: Eukaryota; Bacillariophyta; Bacillariophyceae; Naviculales; Naviculaceae.